Messenger RNA from Malurus melanocephalus (red-backed fairy wren), 687 nucleotides. It is a transcript of the gene G0S2, whose product is annotated as G0/G1 switch 2. Gene Ontology annotation, cellular component: mitochondrion. Lineage: Eukaryota; Metazoa; Chordata; Aves; Passeriformes; Maluridae. The transcript is spliced from 2 exons. The coding region runs from base 144 to 455 and encodes 103 amino acids. Gene Ontology annotation, biological process: positive regulation of extrinsic apoptotic signaling pathway. The record is from RefSeq and is a predicted model, not a curated record.
GCAGCAGCUGCAGCGGAGCGGCCGCGACAGCGACAGCGACAACACAGCCACAGCACUGCCCGGCCCCGCAGAGACACCGCAGCGCUCACAGCACAGCACAGCCCYGCAGAACGAACAUCUAAACCCGCUGCUGCRAAACUAAAAUGGAAACCAUGCACGAGCUGAUCCCGUUCGCCAAAGAAAUGCUCAGCCAGAAGCCCAACAGGAAGAUGGUCAAGCUGUACAUGCUGGGCAGCGUGCUGGCUUUCUUCGGCGUGGUCAUCGGGCUGGUGGAGACCGUGUGCAGCCCCUUCAGCUCGGAGGGCACGACAGAGCAGGAGGACAGGGACAAGAAGCAGCCCCCGCCMGCACGGGAGCGGCGUUUGCCGCAGACUCGGGAGGAUUUGGUGCUGGACAAGAGCAAAGCGCCGCCGGCGCUGCAGAGAGCCCUGGUGACCCGGCACCACGCGUCCUGAGCGGCCCCAGCACCGCACCGUGGUUCCAGCACGAAGAAAAGGCUUGGCCGGAGGAGGCUGCACGUGUGAGACUGUCCAGAAGUGAAGGGUUUUAUUUGCUGCUGUGCAGCAGUGGGAAAAAAUACCUUUUGUUGGUAUGAACCUGUGCACGACGCACAGCACGGUUUCUUAUUUUUUUCUUACGGAUGCGUUUUACACCGUUUUGCAAGAUCAAUAAAUGUUUUAUAUGGUA